This is a messenger RNA of Ceutorhynchus assimilis (cabbage seed weevil), 4854 nucleotides long. NCBI's taxonomy places the organism in Eukaryota, Metazoa, Arthropoda, Insecta, Coleoptera, Curculionidae. The record is from the annotation of a GenBank genome assembly.
UGGAAAACGGAGAACUAUCGAUAUUCGAUUGUACGAUGUCAGCUGUGGACAUGUUUCAAAGGGACAAGCUAAGCAUGACAUUCCAAAAAAAAUAAUAGAAAUAAAAAAAAAAUACAAGAAAAGUGAUGAAUGUGAUGAGUGUACUGUGUAGUUGAUUCUGUUGAUUUUUGAUUAUAAAUAAAAGUUAUUUUCGAUUUAAAAUUCACAAACAUUUUUAAUUUAUUAACAAAUCUAUCACCACCUGAACGAGAUCUACAAAAACAUCUUGCCAAUAAUACCUGCAAAAUAUGGCCUUUAAAAUGAACUACAGCUUUGAGGGCAACACGAAAUCGAAGCCCGAACAAAACUUGUCCGGAGCAAGCAAAAAAGUCACCAGAGAUGUAUUAUUACAGAAGACCCAAGAGGAACGACGUAAAAGAUAUGAACAAAGAAUAAAACUGCAAAGCGCCAAGCUGUUACAAUCUCACAUACGCAGUUACUUGGUAAGGAAGCACGUUAAAGAAGCCCAAAGACAAAAAUACAUCCAAUCAGAGCACCUUUUAACUAUAGAUCAAAAAUUGAAGUUGCUUUUAUUCUUUUACGAUCCAGCAUUGGAUUGCCCCAAAAUGUGUGACUUGGCUCAAAAUCUUCUAAAACACAACGCUGAAAUUCAAAGAGGAAUAAUUACUGAUACUCAGCUGUGCUGGGCAGUUAAAAGGUUCCUUCUUUUAUGCAUGGAAAACAUCUCAAAUAAUGAUAAAGCAAAUCUUAUGCUUCAAGUGGUUACUUCGUUUACUGAUAAUGCUGGCAUUAUUUUCUGUUUGAUCAGGAAAGGUUAUUAUGACUGUUUACGCAAACUGCUAGAUUCAAGCAAAGAAGAAACCCUACCUCAAAUCAUGCUCCUGAUUCACAAACCGUUUAAAUUCUUAAACGAGUUUGGUCCUUCACAAAGCACCGUAUUAGCGGAGUUUUGUAAUAGUUUUUUGAGAAGUACCAUCACCUACAACGUAAAGUUCCACCUGAUUCCGUAUUUGAAAGAAAAAACUGAUUUAACGUACUACGAUAAAUUAAUCAGAUAUUUGAAUAGUGUCUAUUAUUUGCCUCAAAGCAACAGUUUGUUUUACUGUAUGCUUGCAUUGGAACCUCAAGAUUAUGAACCCAACUCGGACAGUAUCCAUGUAUUCUCCUUUCUGAGCAAAGACCUCUACACUAUCAAACCAUCAUCAGGUUCAGACGAUGAUAGCGAUUAUGGAGACGAUGGUGUUAUUGAAAUUUCAGCAGGAGAAGAACUAGCUUCCGAUUAUUUAAACAUUAUGAACAAUUCAAAUAAAGUGUGUAAAUGGUUGAACUUUUUGGAAACGAAUUCCGAAGACGAAGCGGUUUUGAGUUCUUUUGUAGAUUUUGCUCACAAUUUACUCCUUGUUUACAAAGAUUCGAUUAGGACAUAUUUACUGCUGUAUAAAUUGGGAUUAAAUAGUGUAUUUUUGAAAAAAUUGUGGUUUGUCAUAUCAAAAAAAACGUCUGUAGAUCUGCAAACAGUUGGAGCUUCCUUAGUCUCUUGGAAAGAUUGUCAUACAAAACUUUCUGUAUUCUGUGAUAUGUUUACUUUUUAUACUGAAACUUUAACUGAUAAGGAAAAUUCUGAUACAAGCGAAACCUUUACACAAAACGAUCUACACACAAUGUCAUCGUUACUAAAAAACGUUGCGAUCGAUUUAAUCGAAAUCGCUUUUCCAAUGUGCAGAAGCGGUUCGGUAUUGGUGACAACAGAACUGAGCCAUCUUUAUCGGUCGUGUUUGAAAUGCGUCAAAAUGCUCCACACUUUGGAUUUGAGACGGCAAUUUUGUCCGCCCGGCUUUUGGACCGCUAAAAAAAUCCACGUUUCACUGGAUUUGGCCAAGAAAAAUUAUUUGUCCAAGAAAAGCUAUCCAUUUGGAUCUGUAAUACCUAAGACAGAAGAUUAUGAUGACGAACACUUACCGCCUCUAUCGACAAUCGAACAAAGAUCGUUGGCCAUACUUCAAGAACUUCCGUUUCUGGUUCCGUUCAAUACUCGAGUUCACUUACUCAGAGUUUUGUGUAGGUACAGUUUGGGCGAAAACGAUUAUCACAGGAUGCAUCCUGAAUUGGUGCACUAUAGUACUGUGCAAAUACGACGAAAUUAUCUGUACGAAGACGCGUUCGAGAGAAUAUCUAGUAAAGAUGAAUCUUAUUUGAAACACCGCGUCAGAAUCCAAUUCAUCAACAAUGUGGGCCUAGAAGAAGCAGGUAUUGACGGUGGAGGUAUUUUCAAAGAAUUCCUCAAUGAAGUCUUAAAAACAGCCUUUGAUCCGAACAGAGGCUUUUUUUGUAUGACUGCUGACAACACACUGUACCCCAAUCCCAAUGUUCAUUUGAUUGUUGAAAAUUUCCCUGAACAUUACAAGUUUAUUGGACGAUUAGUUGGAAAGGCAAUAUUUGAAAACAUAUUAGUAGAUCUUCCUUUGGCAGAAUUUUUCUUGGCUAAGUUGCUAGUCGACAGAGCUAGCGCUUGCUACUUAAAAUCUCUAGAUCCUGUGCUUUACAGAAACCUGCUCUAUCUGAGAGACUAUAACGGCGACGUUAGCGAUUUGGGGCUUGAUUUUACCAUUGUCAAUAACGAUUUAGGAGAGACUAGGGUCAUGGAACUGAAACCAGACGGCAGAAACAUUCCAGUGACGAACGAUAACAGAUUGGAGUACAUUCAAAGACUGGCAGAUUUGAAGUUAAAUGCCCAACUGAAGAAACAGUGUGUGGCUUUUAGGGAUGGGUUAAAUAGUGUAGUGCCACUUUUGUGGCUGAAACUGUUCAACCACAAGGAGCUGCAAGUGAUUAUUGGGGGCGAUACGCAAGAGAUUGAUCUCAGCGAUUUGCGAGCUCAUAUUGUUUAUUCAGGCGAUUUCAAUGCAGAACAUCCCACAAUAUUACUAUUCUGGAAAAUUCUGUUUGGAUUUACUGAUAUUCAAAAAAGACAAUUGCUCAAGUUUGUGACGAGUUGUUCCAGGCCUCCUCUAUUAGGUUUCAAGGAACUGAAUCCACAAUUCUGCAUUCAAUCAUCCGGAGUGGAAAACCGUAUGCCGACCGCAAGUACCUGUUUGAACUUACUAAAAAUUCCGAUAUUCAAGGAUGAAGAAGUCAUGCGUUCCAAAAUUUUAUCUGCAAUCGAACAACAGGCAGGCUUUGAGCUAUCUUGAAAACUUUCUACUUUAUAUUAUUAUGUGAUUGAUUUGUACCUAUUAAAUCCCUAUUUAUUUUUAUAUAAUGUAGAUAUUUUGUGAAUAUGUGUGUAUGAGAAAACAAUUUAUCAAAUUAUGUAUACGUAAAAACUUUUAAAUAUGCAUGUAAAUUUUAAGAAAUUUAUUUGUGAGUCGUUUUGGUUUAAUUGGGUCGACUUUAUUAAUCUAUGAAAAAAGAGGUUGUAUUUAAAAAAUAAUAAUAAAUGUGUAGCAAAUCGUAAAUAAAUAAUUUCAACAUUUGUUUUCAGGCUUUAACUAAUAGACACUCAUUUCCUUUGUUAAUAACUUAUAAUAGCGUGUUCACUAAAUUUCAGCUCACCAUCAAUUAUUAUUUUGUCCUGAAAUAUUUAAAAUUAAACAGUUUUCAAGAAAAUAUACUAUACAUUUUAUUUUUAUUCAUAAAGUUUAAUUAAGUAUCUAUAGGUAUUUAUAAAAAAUUUAAACACUACUUUUGUACCACUAACAAAAGUUUCCAGUUGCGCUUCAAAAUAAUGAACUGUUUGUAUAUCAAAAACUUAAACAUAUUGAUGUUGUUGAAUAUUUUCAUAAAAAUAUUUCCGAAUUCACAAAAAAUCUUUCAAUUUCUUUGAAAUUUCCUCUAGUGCAUAAUUUCGUCCACCCAUAUAUUGUCCUUGACAGGUAGGACAUACAGGAACCAAUUUUCUACAACUUUCACAAAUCGAAUGACCCGUUUUACAGAGAUAAAUGUUCCCAGCCAUUACUUCAUAACAAGUGGGACACUCCAAGGUAUUUGAUAUCCGUUCCAUCACGCCUGACGCUUCAUUGGAUAAAUACUGGUCAACAUUAUAACUAGCAUUUUCAUCAUUAUUAGGUCCAUCCUGGUAUAUUUCUAACUCCAUUUUGAAUUCACUAGAGUCUGAUUUAAAUAUGUCUAGUAUAUGAUCGAUGUUGAAAUCAUACUCGUUCCAAUUCUUAGUAUUAUUUGGAUUUUGUUUAAUUUGUCGGUUUUUGAAUGAAAUAAUUUGAUUCCUUGUACUAAAAGUUACAGUAAGAGCGUGGGGAAUUGAAGUUGCAAAUACAGGCUGUACUUUAAUUUUGAUUGUAGUUUCUACUUGGAUAUGAACUAAACAAACCAUUCUGGCACAAGCAACUAAUACGACUUUUGGAUAUGUGUGAUUAUAAAUGUCUCCUUCAGAAAUUACUACAUUUUUGUCGAGAAAUAAUUCCUUCUGAUGGUGCUUCUUAUAAUGACUUAUAAGAGUUGUAGUUGUGUAUGGGCCAGAGCAAAUUUCACAAACCAUUUCUCUAUGCCAGCAUUUAGCUUCGUGAUCUUCAGCUUCGCCCCAAGCUAGUUUUUCCUUGCAAUUUUUUGAAGAACUACAUGGAAAUUUCAAAAAUUUUGCCAAUAUUUCAUAGGAAACGUUUCUUAUUUUUGAGCCCUCAUCGGGAACUGAACAUCUACCGCAUACAUUUUUAUUUUUGCCAAUGGGAUCUGUGUAGAUGUAGAUUGGAGCUACAGACAGGUACUUUUCGCAUUGGGAACAUUUGAAAUCAUCGAAGUCGAUUGAGGGAAACUGUGAAUCGUCUAAGGAAUCGUCCAGUUCUUGACUUUCACCAGACUGGAAGAAAAUUAUUUUAGUCUAUAACUUUUUAAUUUUUU